GAGCCAUCCUCACUGCAGCUGACAGUGUCUCGGGGCCUCAGCUCUCAGCUUCCAGACCUCUCCCCGCUCCCAGCCCCCCAUGCCGAGGUCCGCCUUGUCAAUCAUUUCCUUCUGUCAUCGGCUUGGCAAACAGGAGAGAAAACGGAGCUUCAUGGGAAACAGCCGCAACAGUUGGUCUCACGCGCCAUUCCCCAAGUUGGAGCUGGGCCUGGGGUCCCGGCCCGCAGUGCCGCGGGAGCUCCCCGCCUGCUCCAUCUGCCUGGAGAGGCUGCGGGAGCCCGUCUCGCUGGACUGUGGCCAUGACUUCUGCGCGCGGUGCUUCAGCACACACCGCGUCCCGGGCUGCGAGCCGCCUUGCUGUCCAGAGUGCCGGAAGAUCUGCAAGCAGAAGAGGGGCCUCCGGAGUCUGGGGGAGAAGAUGAAGCUCCUGCCGCAGAGGCCUCUGCCCGCUGUGCUGCAGGAGACCUGCUCCGUGAGGGCCGAGCCGCUGCUGCUGGUGCGCAUCAAUGCCUCCGGAGGCCUCAUCCUGAGGAUGGGGGCCAUCAACCGCUGCCUGAAGCACCCCCUGGCCAGGGACACCCCUGUCUGCCUCCUCGCUGUCCUGGGGGAGCAGCACUCAGGGAAGACCUUCCUCCUCAACCACCUGCUCCGGGGCCUGCCGGGCCUGGAGUCAGGGGAGGGCGGCUGGCCGAGAGGAGGAGGGUCCCUGCAGGGGUUCAGGUGGGGUGCCAAUAGCCUCACCAGGGGCAUAUGGAUGUGGAGUCACCCCUUCCUGCUGGGGAAGGAGGGGAGGAAGGUGGCUGUGUUCCUGGUGGACACAGGGGACGCCAUGAGCCCGGAGCUGAGCAGGGAAACCAGGACCAAGCUCUGUGCCCUCACCACGAUGCUGAGCUCCUACCAGAUCCUCAACACCUCCCCGGAGCUGAAGGAUACAGACCUGGAAUAUCUGGAGAUGUUUGUGCACGUGGCCGAGGUGAUGGGCAGGCAUUAUGGGAUGGUGCCGAUCCAGCACCUGGAUCUCUUAGUCCGGGACUCAUCCCACCCCAACAAGGCAGGGCUGGGGCGCGUGGGUGACGUCAUCCAGAAAGCCUCCAGCAAAUACCCCAAGGUUCAGGAGCUGCUCCGAGGGAGGCGAGCCCGCUGCUACCUCCUGCCUGCUCCCGAGAGGCGGUGGGCCAGCAAAGACCACGGAAGCCCAGGCGACACAGAUGACGAUGUCCGCCACCUCUGUGCCUACGUCGCCGAUGUGCUGAGUGCGGUCCCCCAGCACGCCAAGAGCCGCUGCCAGGGGUACUGGAGCGAGGGCCGCCCCGCGGCCAGGGGAGACAGACGCCUGCUCACCGGGCAGCAGUUAGCUCAGGAAAUCAAGAACCUCUCAGGCUGGAUGGGGAGGACGGGGCCCGGGUUCACCUCCCCGGACGAGAUGGCCGCCCAGCUGCACGACCUGAGGACGGUGGAAGCUGCCAAGAAGGAGUUUGAGGAGUACGUGCGGCAGCAGGACGUGGCCACCAAGCGCAUAUUCUCCGCGCUCCGGGUACUGCCCGACACCAUGCGGACCCUCCUCGCCACCCAGAAAGAUGCCAUCCUGGCCCGCCACGGGGCGGCCCUGCUGUGCAAGGGCAGAGAGCAGACCCUGGAGGCCCUGGAGGCCGAGCUGCAGGCCGAGGCCAAGGUCUUCAUGGACUCUUACACCAUGCGCUUCUGUGGCCACCUGGCCGCCGUCGGGGGCGCCGUGGGCGCCGGGCUCAUGGGCCUGGCGGGCGGCGUGGUGGGCGCCGGCAUGGCCGCGGCCGCACUGGCCGCGGAGGCCGGGAUGGUGGCGGCCGGCGCGGCGGUGGGGGCCACGGGGGCUGCGGUGGUCGGGGGUGGCGUGGGCGCCGGGCUGGCUGCCACCGUGGGCUGCAUGGAGAAGGAGGAUGAUGAGAGGGUGCAGGAAGGGGACCGAGAGCCCCUACUGCAGGAAGAAUAACGGGGCCCAGGAGACCCAAGGGAGGAAGAGGUGCCGGGUGGGAGGGCAGGAGGUGCCGGAGGGGAGGGCUUGGGGGCGGCGUGCUGCACCGCCCCGCUCCAAUGCCCAGUGUCCGGGUGGCUGGCCGAGCUGGACAAUCCAGGUGGCUCCAGGAUCCUGGGGAGGCCGCCUGGGGCCAGGAGGCAGUGUCUGGGGGCAGUGGAUAGAGGACAGGGCCCGUUCCUGGUUGCAGACCACUGCUAACCUGCCUGUGGUUCCCAAACCAACUUUACCCCAGGGUUUCCCACCCAGAAUGAGGCUCCACUGGCCUCCCUCUCCUGGCUUAUUCCCCUGAUGACCCUGAAUUGUAGGAAGGCUGAGCAGGCACCAUUCUGGAAGUCUCCCUUGGGUGGAGAGGAUCUGUCCCUUCACAGAUGGGAGAAGCCGCGGGGUCGGGUGACGUUGGUGCUCAGGACCAGGGAGCACUAAUGAGGGGCUGGGGGAGAGAGAGAAGGAGCGGCCACUGGGCAGAACCAAAGAGUCCAGUGUGGUGGACAGUGACCUAAUCCCCAGAGUGGAGACACUUUGCUCUGAUGACUUUUCCCAGAGCUGCCCCCAGGAGGAUAAUGGUGGCCUCCCUGACCCUCCGCAGCCCCAGGGAGUCCACAUAUGCACUUUGAAUGGGGGUCCCUGUAGAUCUUCCCUCAUGGGUGUGUCCUUUGUUGAGCAAGCUCAGACAGCAGAGUGCCCAAGUUCUUUCUGGAAUGCUGUCCCAGCAAUGGGUUAGAUGCCAAAGAAAAAUGCCCGUAAUUGCAUUCUGAGCUAAAUCGGACAGCCCUCGUGAGUCUAUGAAAGUCCUGCAAGGGACAGCAAAGGGAAGAACACAUUCCAUCCCGAACACGAACACGCCCUUUUUCUGGAGCCCAUGUCUGCAGGAGACCUGGGUGCAACCCCCCCCAGGAACCCAGAGGGCCCAGCGUCCUUCCAUGGGACAGAAAAGUCCUGCUGGAAGACUUCUAGGCUAUUAAGCUGUAAAGUAUUCAUGGGCGCCUUAUAUGAAAAAUAAACUGUGUGUGCUUGA
This is a messenger RNA of Prionailurus viverrinus (fishing cat), 3029 nucleotides long. It is a transcript of the gene RNF112, whose product is annotated as ring finger protein 112. The coding region runs from base 80 to 1969 and encodes 629 amino acids. Gene Ontology annotation, biological process: endoplasmic reticulum organization; protein homooligomerization. The record is from RefSeq and is a predicted model, not a curated record. Lineage: Eukaryota; Metazoa; Chordata; Mammalia; Carnivora; Felidae. Gene Ontology annotation, molecular function: metal ion binding; GTP binding; GTPase activity. The transcript is spliced from 14 exons.